Candidozyma auris is the source of this 1194-nucleotide messenger RNA. It is a transcript of the gene HOG1, whose product is annotated as mitogen-activated protein kinase HOG1. Gene Ontology annotation, biological process: protein phosphorylation; osmosensory signaling pathway; cellular response to oxidative stress. The record is from RefSeq and is a predicted model, not a curated record. The transcript has a single exon. Bases 1 to 1194 code for a protein of 397 amino acids. Gene Ontology annotation, molecular function: ATP binding; MAP kinase activity. NCBI's taxonomy places the organism in Eukaryota, Fungi, Ascomycota, Pichiomycetes, Serinales, Metschnikowiaceae. Gene Ontology annotation, cellular component: nucleus; cytoplasm.
AUGAGCGCCCUGGGAGAGUUCACCAGAACACAGAUCUUCGGCACCGUGUUCGAAAUCACCAGCCGCUACACCGACCUCAACCCGGUGGGCAUGGGUGCGUUUGGACUUGUGUGCCUGGCAGUCGACAAGUUGACGGGCCAGAACGUCGCCGUGAAGAAAAUCAUGAAGCCCUUCCUGACGUCGGUGCUUGCAAAGAGAACAUACCGAGAACUCAAGUUGCUCAAGCACUUGCGCCACGAGAAUUUGAUCACGUUGGACGACAUUUUUUUGUCGCCCUUGGAGGAUAUUUAUUUUGUCACCGAGCUCCAGGGCACAGACUUGCACCGCUUGUUGACCUCGAGACCCUUGGAGAAACAGUUCAUCCAGUACUUCACCUACCAGAUCUUGAGGGGCCUCAAGUACGUCCACUCGGCGGGCGUGAUCCACAGAGACUUGAAGCCGCUGAAUAUCUUGAUCAACGAGAAUUGUGACUUGAAGAUCUGCGACUUUGGCUUGGCCAGAGUGCAAGACCCGCAAAUGACGGGCUACGUGUCCACUCGUUACUAUAGAGCGCCCGAGAUCAUGUUGACGUGGCAGAAGUACGACACUGAGGUGGAUUUGUGGUCUGUUGGCUGCAUUUUGGCCGAGAUGAUCGAAGGAAAACCUCUCUUCCCGGGCAGAGACCAUGUGCACCAGUUUUCCAUCAUCACAGAGCUCUUGGGCCUGCCUCCACCAGACGUGAUCGAGACCAUCUGCUCGGAAAACACCUUGAGGUUUGUCCAGAGCUUGCCCCACAGAGAGCCGAUUCCUUUCAGCGAGCGGUUUGCCAACUGCACCCACGUUGAGCCCGAGGCGAUCGACCUACUUCUGAAGAUGCUCAUAUUCGAUCCAAAGAAGCGAAUCUCCGCCGCAGAUGCCUUGACCCACCCAUACAUGGAGCCCUACCACGAUCCUACCGAUGAGCCAAUUUGCGAGACCAAGUUCGAUUGGAGUUUCAACGAUGCCGAUUUGCCCGUCGACACUUGGAGGGUGAUGAUGUACUCGGAGAUUUUGGAUUUCCAUCAGAUGAGCGGCGCAGGCCAGGACCCCUCGUUGCUGGGCGAUGCUGCUCAGGCCCAGGCGUCGUUGAUGCAAGGGGAGCCUCCAUUGGUUAAGGACGGCGAUGCGGUGAACGACGACCAGAAACAGGAGCAGGCACAGCCUCAGGAGACGUAA